Messenger RNA from Vigna umbellata (rice bean), 2876 nucleotides. NCBI's taxonomy places the organism in Eukaryota, Viridiplantae, Streptophyta, Magnoliopsida, Fabales, Fabaceae. The record is from RefSeq and is a predicted model, not a curated record.
GCCUCGUACUUAUCGGCCAAAACCACACUUUCUCUCUGAUUUCUUUGAUUUGACAUUCUUUUUUCAAAUUUUCCCCAUUCGCAAGUAUGUCAUCUUCCUCUGUUUUGAUUUUACCCUCGCCCUCACCCUCACCCCGUUUCUUCUUCCUCAUAUUUUCCAAUUAAAAAAAUCCGAAAAAUCUCUCUUUUUUUUUUAAAUUAUAUUUUAUCGGGCUGGGGAGAAAAAAUUGAUUUCUCUGUAUUGUCGAAAAUGAGGUGGGAAAAGGUUGAGGGGAAGGCGAUGGGCACAGAGGGUGGUGGAGGUGGAAGUGAGGUGUAUGGGCCAGGGAAAAGGUGGGGUCACACCUGCAACGCCGUCAAAGGUGGGAGACUUGUCUAUGUCUUCGGUGGAUACGGCAAAGAUAACUGUCAGACCAACCAAGUUCAUGUCUUUGACACUGUUAAGCAGACUUGGAGCCAACCCAUUGUGAAAGGCUCCCCACCUACUCCUAGAGACAGCCACACUUGCACAGCCAUUGGUGAUAAUCUGUUUGUGUUUGGGGGUACGGAUGGGAUGAACCCUCUCAAGGAUUUGCACAUAUUGGACACUUCAUUGCAUACAUGGGUUUCUCCCACCAUAAGAGGAGAAGGGCCACCAGCACGUGAGGGUCAUAGUGCAGCAGUUGUUGGAAAACGCCUAUUCAUCUUUGGUGGUUGUGGAAAAUCUGCAGAUAGUAAUAAUGAGGUCUACUACAAUGAUCUUUACAUACUAAAUACAGAGACGUUUGUCUGGAAGUGUGCUACUACAUCAGGCACUCCACCAUCUCCUCGUGAUAGCCACUCUUGUUCAUCUUGGAAAAAUAAAAUUAUUGUAAUAGGAGGUGAAGAUGGACAUGAUUAUUACUUGUCCGAUGUCCAUAUCCUUGAUACUGAUACUUUAAUCUGGAGAGAGCUGAGUACAUCAGGCCAAUUGUUGCCUCCUCGAGCUGGUCAUUCAACUGUUUCUUUUGGCAAGAACUUGUUCAUUUUUGGGGGAUUUACAGAUGCACAAAAUCUCUAUAAUGACCUUUAUAUGCUUGAUAUUGACACCGGCGCUUGGACAAAUAUUACAUCUUCAACAAAUGGUCCGUCUGCUAGAUUUUCAGUGGCUGGUGACUGUUUAGACCCUUUUAAGGGGGGUGUUCUUGUGUUCAUAGGUGGUUGUAAUAAAAGUCUUGAGGCCCUGGAUGAUAUGUAUUACCUAUAUACAGGGAUUGCUCGGGAAAGUGAACAGAGACCAGAGAAGUUAUCUUUAAGGAAGCAAUUGAAAUUGAAGUGCCAAGAACAAAAUCCCAAUCCUAGCCAAAAUCAAGUUCUAGCAAGAUAUGGUGUUGGUUCUGAUAUGGGCCAGAUCAUGUCAGUGUUGAACUAUAGCCAGCAAAGUAGGCUAAAUAUCCCAGUAAACCAAUCCCUACCUCCUGGAAAGAAAAUGUUUGAAGCCAAGGUCACUGAAAACAUCUCAGAAGGAUAUACUAUUGAAACUGUUAUUGAUGGAAAGCCUCUUCGUGGAAUACUGUUUUUAAACAAGCCAAAUUCUCUGUACUCUUCUGCCCAUACUCCCAGUAGCAGGAAAAGGACUCUUAGUGAGAUUGAUAGUGUUGUCUUGAAUGGUAUACACUCUAACCAAUUAAAGACUCCUAAAGUACUCAAGCAAAAUCAAAUGGAAAACCAAGAAGCAUUUUGUGGAGACAGUUCAGAAUCUCAUGAACACCGCACUGAAUCCAUUGCAGUGGUAAUGUCAAGUAACCCAGUGACUGCCGAUGCUUCUGAUACCCAUAAGGUUUCUGCCAACCAAGAACCAGAAGCUGCUGCUUUGAAUCAAAAUGAUGAAAAACAUGAAACACCCAUAUCCUUAAGUGAAAACUUGAAAAAAGAUGGUGCAAAUGAUGUGAUAUGUUCCAGAGAUGAGGUGCAAACAAAUGAUCAAACAAAUGUGCCAAUUUCCAACUUUGAACUUACAAGACAUGAUACAAAAUUUGAUGCUCCAAAUUACAACACUGAAUUUCAGAAACCUGCUGCAUCUGAGAGUGUUUUGUGCCUGUCAAAUCAAGGUGCAGUGGUGGAUUCCACAACUCCAACAACAGAAUGCAGCGAAGCAGCGACAUUAAUUUGAACACAUAAGAUAAUGGCUGGUGAUAAUUUUGUUUGCUAGGGAUUUGUACAUUCCUCUUCUCAAGGACUCUUUCUUUUAUCAUAUUUUUCUGAAGUUGAAUUGAGACAUUCGUGUCUCUGAGGUGUAAUAAGCACCGUUAUUUGUUGCUAAUCUGGCGCCCUGUCCUUGUUGACCAAGUUUACUGCACUGAAGCAGCAAGUGGCAUAGAUGAGGAUUUUCUGGGUAGAUUAAAAGUGGGAAAACAGAAAACAGAAUUCAGUGUGAAAUUGGAAAGAAAAGGAUGAAUUAUCUUGAUGCUCAGUUUUAGCAAAAUUCCAACCACACCAUUAUCCUUAAAAGAAUGUUCAUGAACAUUUAUCUACUUCAUUAAUAAUUCCUCUCUUCCUAUAACGUUUUAUAUUUUAUUUUACCUAAUUUUUUAUUUAUUUAUACUUUGAAGGUCUCAAGUAUAAUUGUGGUGUCCACAAGUAUUUGCUUUCUUUCCUUAAAGCUUGGGCCAUGAAUGGAAGGAUGCUUCUUAGUGUUUGAGUCAUAGCGUCUACCAUACAAAUUUCUAUUUGUAUAUGCUUGCAACAAUUGCAAAACAUACCUUUCCUGUGCCCACAUAUUUGAUCUGUUUUCAUUGUUCAAGCAGCAACAUGAUGAUCCAACAAGUAAAUAAAAAUCACGAGAAAUCCCAUAUUAGAAGUGACACCGUACAGAUCUCUCUGGCUUCUUCUACCAAUCCUAUUCACUAACUAAAAGCA